Messenger RNA from Xenia sp. Carnegie-2017, 1254 nucleotides. Its product is annotated as cytochrome c oxidase assembly protein COX11, mitochondrial-like. The transcript has 5 exons. NCBI's taxonomy places the organism in Eukaryota, Metazoa, Cnidaria, Anthozoa, Malacalcyonacea, Xeniidae. Gene Ontology annotation, cellular component: mitochondrial inner membrane. The record is from RefSeq and is a predicted model, not a curated record. Gene Ontology annotation, molecular function: copper ion binding. The coding region runs from base 70 to 954 and encodes 294 amino acids.
GAUGUAUGUAACUUUUAACUUAAAGUUUUAAAUUCUUGAUUCGAAGAACAAAAAUUCAACAAAAAUCGAAUGUUAAACAAUUUAUUGUCAUGGUCAUCCACGAGUCGCUUUCCUAUCCAUCUGCUUCGUACAAUAAAGCAGAGACUCGAAUUCAAAGAGAUUUCAAGAGUCGUUUACGCUUCAGGACUUCACUUUCACACACAGAGAAAAGUUUUAAUCAACAGUUCAACUUCAACUUCGAAAAUAUCGUGCUAUUGUAGAUUUUUUUACGCAGGAAAUCCGGGUUUCAAUAGCUACCACAGCUCUGUCAACCACUGGAGCUUAAAUAAGCUCAAAUAUAUUAACAGAAAUUGGAUGCUUAAGUACGAUGUCAGAAGAUAUCGUUCAAAUUUUACUCAACGAAAAAACCAAACAACCGCCAUCUAUACUGUUGCUCUUGUUAUAGUAGUUCUUGGUAUUUCAUAUGCAGCAGUACCUCUUUAUAGAAUGUUCUGCCAGGCAUCAGGUCUCGGAGGUACAGUACAACUUACAGAUGCAGGAGAGAAAAUAAAAAAUAUGGAGACGAGGAAAGAACGCUUGUUGACUAUAAGGUUUAAUGCAGACAAAAGUGCCACAAUGCAAUGGUCAUUCAAACCACAACAAACAGAAGUGAAAGUGUAUGCUGGUGAAACCGCCUUGGCAUUUUAUACUGCUAGAAAUCCAACUGAUCUACCAAUCACAGGAAUUUCGACUUACAAUGUCAUACCUUUUGAAGCCGGACAAUAUUUCAAUAAAAUUCAGUGCUUUUGCUUCGAAGAACAAAGACUUAAUCCACAUGAGCAGGUUGACAUGCCUGUGUUUUUCUACAUAGAUCCAGAAUUUUUAGAUGAUCCAGCGUUGUACAAAGUAGACACAAUAACUUUGUCGUACACUUUCUUCCAAGCGAAGGAAGCACAUGAUUUGGGAAUACAAUGAAGAGUAGCAGAAACAAAAUAAAAUUUCUGUACAAAAGAAAACUUUUUUACCAAAUGAAAACUUCUGUGAAAUAAUGCAUCAAAAAUUCCAUCCAAUUCCUAAAGGAUUUCACUUUUGUAAUUAGUUUAAGGAGUAAUACUUUUUUAAUUUCUGUCUAACAACUUUUUAUAAUUUACAUACAUAUUUUUUAGGGGGAUGUAAUAUUUAGUAGCAAAAAUAUGUCAUGUCUAUGUUCGUCUCCAAACCUUUCACCCUCGCGAAUCAAGGGACAAUUUACCAAGUAAAGUUGCUAUAUCCGUG